ACUGUUAAAUUUAUCAUGUUGGUGUUUCAUGAUGACAUAAGAGAGAACGGCGACCUCUACUCUGUUAUAGCUCCCGAAUAAAGUCAGUGUUUGUAUUAUACGGCUCUAUUAAAAUCUUAAAAAAUCCAAGCCAUCUCUUAAUUUUAGAUUUUUAAUUCUCGUCAAAUUGAAUUGAGGAGAUAUCUCAGAUGGCUGAAGCAGAUAAAUUGAAUAUAGAUAGUAUAAUAGCCCGAUUAUUAGAAGUGCGUGGAGCAAGACCUGGUAAAAAUGUACAACUAACGGAAAAUGAAAUUAGAGGACUCUGCUUAAAAUCCAGAGAAAUUUUUCUUAGCCAACCCAUUUUGUUGGAGCUCGAAGCGCCUUUAAAAAUUUGUGGUGAUAUCCAUGGUCAAUAUUAUGAUCUUCUGCGUCUAUUUGAAUAUGGAGGAUUUCCGCCAGAAUCCAAUUACUUAUUUUUGGGAGAUUACGUAGAUCGUGGUAAACAAUCAUUAGAGACAAUUUGCCUUCUACUUGCAUAUAAAAUUAAAUAUCCAGAAAACUUUUUCUUAUUAAGAGGCAACCAUGAAUGUGCAUCAAUUAAUCGUAUAUAUGGAUUUUAUGAUGAAUGCAAAAGGAGGUAUAAUAUCAAAUUGUGGAAAACAUUUACAGACUGUUUCAACUGUUUACCUGUAGCAGCGAUCGUUGACGAGAAAAUAUUCUGCUGUCAUGGAGGUUUGAGUCCAGAUUUACAGUCAAUGGAACAAAUUAGAAGAAUCAUGAGACCAACUGAUGUACCUGACCAAGGACUUCUUUGUGAUCUGUUGUGGUCCGAUCCUGAUAAAGAUCAGAUGGGAUGGGGAGAAAAUGAUAGAGGGGUUAGUUUCACAUUCGGUGCCGAAGUUGUCGGGAAAUUUUUGCAUAAGCAUGAUUUUGACUUGAUAUGUCGAGCGCAUCAAGUAGUAGAAGAUGGUUACGAAUUUUUUGCCAAAAGACAGUUGGUUACGUUGUUUAGUGCACCAAAUUAUUGUGGAGAAUUUGAUAAUGCUGGAGCAAUGAUGUCAGUGGAUGAGACGCUCAUGUGUAGUUUUCAAAUUUUAAAACCAGCAGACAAGAGGAAAUUCCAGUACAAUAUGAAUGCAGGAAGACCUGUAACGCCCCCUAGGGGCGCGACGAAUAAAAACAAGAAGAAGUGAAUUAAUGUAUUAAUAAGAUUAGGUUUAGUUGCAACAUAAAUAUGUUUGAGCAUUUUAAAUACUAACGUUUGUCGCAAUAGAUAACUCGAAGGCGUCGUAUUUAUGAAAUUUGAGUUUUUCUAAAAAUUUUUUGUUGAUUCUUCUAUUAGGUUAAGAUACUCCAUAUAAAAUUAAUCUAUUCAAAUACUAGUAUUUAAAAUGUUCCAAUUCGGCCGUUUUACUUUAUUUUACAUCUGAUAUAUUACUAAAAAGGUAAUAUCAUUCUAUCUGUUAAAUUAGAUUAACAAUACUUAGAAUAUCCAAUUCAAAUAAUGCAAACGGCUUUGAUAUUUAAACAAAAAACAGUAGUUUAUUUUUUUUUCGGUUUUAAUAGAAACAGUUUUAUGUUUUGAAUGGUUUCCCUUGACUCCGUAUAAAUAUAUUUUUAUAUACAAUCUCGUUUCCUUUUAUUCGUUGCUAAAUUUUGUUAUUGCAUGGAAUUGAUUUCUGUUCAUCUCGAUUUGAAUGAAUCUUCUCAAAAUGUAAAUUGACAUUUAUUUGUAAAUAUUUGGUCAUUUAAAUUGUUGAUAUGAAUAUACAUGUCACAUAAUAAAAUUUUAACAUUUCCCAUUUUAUACCAAGUUUUUUAUUUAUUAAAAAAAAUGAUAUCAAUAAUAACCACUCGCACGUAAAAAGUGUGCGGAAAGGACAGAAGCAUAGUAGCUAAUAAUAAUUGUCGAAGUAUAUUGAAAAUAGAAUCUACUUUAUAUAUCGCUAUAUAUAUCUCAAAAAACAAGAUUUUUCGGGAGAGUGAAUUUAAAGUUUAAAAGUAGAAUAAAACGAAUUCAAAAUAAUUUUUAACUCUCCAAUUGAUUUUUUUACUAUGCAUCACCUCUUUUCAGACAAUAGCCGAUGAUUUUUCUGUGUUUGAAGAAAAAUUUGUACAAAAUUUUUAAGUUUCAAAAAGCUGCUUUUUAUUUAUGAAGUUAUUUUCCAACUUUCUGAUGAGGUACUUGGAGUAUGUCAAACUAUGUCGGUAUUGUCAGUGAAAUAUUAAAUUUUGAGUUUUACAUUGAAGUAUCUUGAGCUAAGCCUUUCUUGCAAAGAUAAAUUAAUUCCGAAUAUGCAGUUAUUCCUUAUAUUUUAAAUAAUUACUUUUAUUUUAUCUUCCAAUGGAAUGUCGUUUAAAACAAAAGAAUGAAUUUGGGAAAGGUAACAGAAUUUUUGUUAAUUAAAACACAAAUAAAAUAUAUAUUGUUUUAUUUUGUCAUACAAAUUAUCACAGAAUAUAAUUAUGGUAGAAAAAAAAA
Diorhabda sublineata is the source of this 2461-nucleotide messenger RNA. Its product is annotated as serine/threonine-protein phosphatase alpha-2 isoform. The coding region runs from base 189 to 1172 and encodes 327 amino acids. The record is from RefSeq and is a predicted model, not a curated record. Gene Ontology annotation, molecular function: protein serine/threonine phosphatase activity. Gene Ontology annotation, cellular component: nucleus; cytoplasm. Lineage: Eukaryota; Metazoa; Arthropoda; Insecta; Coleoptera; Chrysomelidae. The transcript has 5 exons.